AUGAACAUACACAAAACAAUUCAAUGGAGUAAAACCAAGAUAUUUUUCACCGUAUUUGCAUUUAUAUUUUGCAUUUGUGCUGUGUUCCUAAGCUUGCUCCCGGCCUUUGAAGGAACCAUGUCUCUAUCCAACGUGUUUACUCUCCUUAUAGGCGCGCUUCAUGCGACCAAAAUGAUUGAAUUCAUAUUCAUUGCAACUGGCGGGCAGUGGUUUACGUGGCUGAUAGGCGUAUACCUUCUAAAUCUAGUUGGUCUUAUUGCCUUCAACUAUGAUGACUUCAUGCAGGCCCUGAAAGAGCUGUCUUCUGCGCCCGCUGAAAGCUAA
This is a messenger RNA of Nematocida major, 324 nucleotides long. RefSeq lists its product as uncharacterized. Bases 1 to 324 code for a protein of 107 amino acids. The transcript has a single exon. NCBI's taxonomy places the organism in Eukaryota, Fungi, Microsporidia. The record is from RefSeq and is a predicted model, not a curated record.